AAGGUUUCCAUUUCGGUCAAACGCAAUUCGAGAAUCUCGGCCAUAUGUGUUGAUUCCUGAUACUGAUUCAUCCUGAACACAUACAGCCAUGAACACACUCGGCUGGCUCGUGCUCUGUGUCAGCAUUAAAGGAGGGUUCAGCGUGUGUUCGUCAUGUAGCAACAUUGCAAAGGUUCCAAGUGGGUACCACGCUGUCGGUUACCAUACAUCGGAUGCCCACAUAGAGAACCCGGGUCGUGGCUUCUACCAACAUCUGGAGACCACAUCAAGUCACUUCUCACCUCUCACAGUGCACUACUUGGACACAGUCCGGCAAGAUGAUGGGGUAAGCUUCGGACUGAGGAUCUAUGUUCUCGACUCGUUUGUACAUUCCGCCAUCAGCAGCACCUUCCUCAGACAUAUACGGGAUGACCUUGAAGUUGUGAAGGAUGCCGGUUGGACCGUGGCUCUGAGGUUCAGCUACACCAGCCACAGUCGCAAUACCGCCCCUUACGGCGAUGCAACUAAACAGUGGAUGCUGGAGCACAUCAGGCAGCUGGGACCGAUAUGGAAAGCAUAUGAGGGGGUCAUAUCAGUCAUACAAGCGGGCUUCAUCGGCAUUUGGGGCGAGUGGUACUACACGACCUAUUUUGGGGAUCCCAACCACUUGACCAAUGGGCUGUCAGCACGAAAUUGGCAGGAUCGUAGAGAUGUUCUCACCGCCAUUAUCGACAACUCGCCCACUUCCAUCCCCGUCCAAGUUCGAACUCCGCACUACAAGAUGAAGCUAUGGAACAGCAACACGCCUUCCAAUCUGGCUGACGUGGAGAGACACACACACGCUGGAAGAACAGGUCACCAUAACGACUGUUUCCUGGCCAGCGACGAUGAUGUUGGUACAUACGAUGACGUUGCGGCAGAAAAGUCGUAUCUAGCUCGUGACACGGAAUAUCUUCCCAUCGGAGGCGAGACAUGCGGAAAAGCACCACUCAAACAUGGUAGUCGCCGGAGUGAUUGUCCAACUGCUUUAAAGGAACUGAAGGAAUUCCACUGGUCCUUUAUCAACAAGGGUUAUUCCCCUGAAGUGUUGGGCGACUGGAAAUCUCAGGGCUGUUUUGUUCAAAUACACAGGGACCUGGGGUACAGGUUAUCUCUAAAACAGGCGGUGCUUCCUACUAAGACAGCCCAUGGAGGUACCCUGUGUUUCCACCUGGUUCUCAGUAACACAGGUUACGCAGCUCCCUACAAACCCUGGACCGUCAGGCUAGUUCUCAAAGCGAAAUCAGGCGGAAGAUACCACUGCCCAAUGUUGACGUGAGACGAUGGACUGCUGGACAGGACCAUCCUUUUGAUGGAAGCAUCGGCGUACCACCAUCCCUGCCAGCAGGGUCGUAUGA
Haliotis rubra (blacklip abalone) is the source of this 1376-nucleotide messenger RNA. RefSeq lists its product as uncharacterized. The transcript has 11 exons. The record is from RefSeq and is a predicted model, not a curated record. Bases 89 to 1297 code for a protein of 402 amino acids. Lineage: Eukaryota; Metazoa; Mollusca; Gastropoda; Lepetellida; Haliotidae.